CCAUGCAACAUCAUGAAGGUAGUCAUAGCGGGAAUAGCGGCUCUAGCCUGUCUAUUUCUUUCUACUACAGAAGGAUCGGGGCGCUUAUUUGAAAACAAUUGUGGGACAAUAAAGGACUCGAGCAUGGGACCAAAGAUCGAAAAUGGCCGAAAUGCUAAUGAAUUAUCCAAUCCGUGGAUGGUUGCGGUGUUCGUGGGCAAUGUAUCUAUGUGUGGAGGCACUUUAAUUAGCUCUCGUUUUGUUUUGACGGCAUCGCAUUGCAUUGAUAUGAAUUAUAUGAAGGUACGUUUGGGCGAAUAUAACAAGAAGAAUUUGGAAUGCGAAUGCGUGGGUUCGAUUUGCACACCACGGGCCAUCGAUAUAGAUGUCGAUAAAAAAAUUAUGCAUAGGGAUUAUGAAGGCAACAUAAAUGACAUUGGUCUACUUCGCAUGAAAAAUGAGGUGACAUUCACAGACAAAAUAAGACCGAUUUGCCUCCUCGAUAAAUAUCCAGAGGAACCCAUUGCACAUUUAAAAAUUACCGGUUGGGGUGAAAAUGGAAUUGGUGAGACACAACCCAUCCUACAGGAAGCCACCGUAGAAAUCUAUGAACGUAAGUGGUGCAAAAGGAAAUUGAGCAUGGAUCCCCUUGAUGUGUCAAGAAUAUGUGCCGGUGAUACCGGCGAAUUCAGCUCCGACUCUUGUAAAGGAGAUUCUGGUGGGCCGUUGUUCGCAUAUGUAAACGAAAUUGGACGGACCGUCCAGUUAGGUAUUAUCAGCAAAGGCAUUAACAGCUGUUCAGGCCUAGGAUCUUAUACAAAUGUCACGCACUUUAUGGACUGGAUUUUAGGUGCAGUUGAAUACUAUAAAGUUUAAAGUACAUAGAGCUGGGCCGAUUAUCAUUAGUAAUUAAAAUUUUAUAUGCAACCGAAGAAAUACAAUUUGAAUGCAUUGUUUUUUUUA
Drosophila gunungcola (fruit fly) is the source of this 942-nucleotide messenger RNA. Its product is annotated as serine protease grass-like. The record is from RefSeq and is a predicted model, not a curated record. Gene Ontology annotation, biological process: proteolysis. The coding region runs from base 13 to 855 and encodes 280 amino acids. Lineage: Eukaryota; Metazoa; Arthropoda; Insecta; Diptera; Drosophilidae. The transcript has 4 exons. Gene Ontology annotation, molecular function: serine-type endopeptidase activity.